UUCUCACUACCGAUAGGCCUUUAAAAUCAUCUGACUCCUAGCAGCCAAUCGAAGUUUACAGGAGAGAGUGAGCCAAUGUUUCCGGAAGAGAAGUUGCUUGUGUUCCGAGAAUAACCUUAUACAGAUAACGGAACAACAAUGUCUGGCCUCUGGAAACAUAUGCCUCAGGAAAUUCUUGCAAUUAUUUUUUAUCACCUGUCUUUGAAUGACAGAUUUGUAGUAUCACAAGUGUGCCAGUUGUGGGCAAUUGCGAUGGCAUCAAGUCCUGUUUGGCACUACACAGAAAUCAGACUGGUAUCUGACAAAGACUUGCUGUUACUGGAAGGACUACGCCAGUAUGUAGGUCAAAUUAAACAUCUGAAGCUUGUGUUUAACCAAUCUAAGGAGACAAACCGUAUGAAAGUUAUAGAGAUUUUUGACUGUUUAUGUAAGGAGAGCUGCAAACUGGAGAGCUUGAAUAUUGUUUGCUGUGGAGAAAACCCAUUUUUUUAUUCAGGCCCGGAGAUCUUGACGAGUAUUGCUAAUUUGUGCAGAGACAGUCCGAUAGACCUGCAUCAUGUUGAUUUCCGGAACGUUCCAUUUACUCUCACUGAUGAUUUUGUUAGAUGCAUUGCUACUAGCAGCCCAAACUUGCGGAGCUUAUAUAUCAACAAUGGCACACUGGUUUGCAAAAUCUCUACCAGUGCCAUUAAAGAGGUUUUGGAGGUUUGUCCUAAAUUAUGUGUUCUUGGUGCUUUUUACUGUUCUUUGAAUGAAGAUGUUUUUAAGGACAUAAUGAAGCCUCACAGGCCCCCAUUUAAUUGCCUAGAUCUUUUCUGUGAACGUAUGGACAAGCAUAUCUUAGCAAUCUCUGAUGAGGUUUGGAGAGACCUUCGCUGCCGACAUCCCUCUCUUCAUGUCAAUAUGGCAUUUGAUCACACUAUCCCUGCCCGUAAAAUUCCACAUAUUUUAAAACCAAGCAUUCCUGUCGAUACGUUGCAGCUCAAUACGUUUAAUGAAAUGAUGAAUGAAAUUAGAUUUGUAAGCAGCCAUUAUUCACAGACAUUGCAGAAGUUUGUGAUACAGACCACUUCCUCUAGUGAACUAGAUUCUGCUCUAAUUGACUUGGCUGGCAAGUGUAGUCGGCUUGAGGAGGUUCACUGCUACUGUGUGGUAAAGCAAGAAGUGAUCCAAGCUUUUCUAACUUGUUGUCCUCAUUUGAAAAAAUAUACCCUAAAGGUAAUCAAAGAGAAGCAUCCUUGGAAGCCAACUUUACGAUAAUCCAUUUGACUCUGCAGUGAAUGAAGUUUCACAGUUGCUCAAUUUACAGGGUUCCUUAAAUAAGAAACAUAUAGCUUAUAUUUAAAUACACUGUGCAUGCUUUGAUCAAAUUUGAAAAUAGAAUUGGUAACAUUUACAACAUAAAUUUCUAUAUGGAAUGCAAAGCACUUUACCUCUAUCAGAUUGGUUUAAAAUGGACCGUUUUGUGAUUGCACUUAGCACUUACAUAGUGUAUUGGGGUUUACAGCUAGGGAUGUGUUAACUUCAGAACUUGGUUAGGGAUAUAUCUGAAUUAUUGUAUUUUUGUAGGCUUAUGAUUACUUGGCAAAGACUUAUGAGGAAUUGUCUUCUCACAAAGAGCAUUAAAGGGGUGGUUCACCAUCAGUUUAACUUUUAGUAUGGCCUUUUAGUAUGACCAGGGCUGCCACCCAAGGGGCCCCUGCCCCCCUCCCCCGCAGGGCCCCUGUCACCUGCCUGAACCCCUCUGCCGAGCAUGCUUAUCAGCACCUUGGCGUAGAGUGAUCUGCAGCCUGUGGAGCUCCAGCAGGGAUUGAGUCUGACCCUGGGUUCUUUCAGUUUAAUAAAAGCAAGUGUAACUUAAAAUUCAGAAUAUGGUAAUAUACAAGAGACUUUGGCCAUGCCUCUGUAAUAAUUAAGCUUGUGUUGGAGGCCCCCAACUGUCUGUGGCUCCUCAGGGGUGGCUGGUGAGCAUUCUUAGGAAUCUACUGUAGUCCUUGAGCCACUAGACCAGCAGAAUAGCAGAUACAGUGGAAAUGGUUAGAGCAGAUGGCAAGAAUCUGAAUUCGAAAACAAACAAAAGGAGAGGAGUCCUCUACGACUAAUGUUAAGUAGUUCCAUAAAAAUUGUCUUUCCUUACUUUUUGUUGUACUUGCUGAGGGGCAGGUUAUCCUGUUUUUAACAUGAGUUCAAUAAUAAGGGUUGUUGUGAAAAUAGUUUUUGCGUAUUCAGUUAUUAGGAAAUAUCAACGGGUUUUAAUUAUUUGUUGCACUUAACAGGGCACUUAAGAGUCAUUGCAAUUUCCUGGCUAUAACUAGCUGUUUAAAGGAAAACUACCCCCAGAAUGAAUACUUAACCAACAGAUAGUUUUUAUCAUAAUAAGUGGCCUAUUAAAGAAUCUUACCAUACUGAAAUAUAUACUGUAUAUAUCAGUAAAUAUUAUCUUUUGACAUUAAAAUUCGAGAUUAGAGCUCAUCACGCCUAUAAUGAACUCUAUGUAAUUCAGGGCUUUCUGUAUAACAAGUUUCUGAUUAAGGGAUCCCAUACUUGAAUUUGAAUAUUCAUAAUAUAUUGUUGUGUGUUUUCAUGUUUUUAAAUGUCUAAUAACGUUUUUUUUUUUAAAUUGUAACACUAAUUUUUUUUUAAGCAUGUAGUUCAUUAACCUCUCUAAUAAAACGGUAUGCCAUUACAAGCCAUAUCAUCCUA
Messenger RNA from Xenopus tropicalis (tropical clawed frog), 2703 nucleotides. RefSeq names its product F-box and leucine-rich repeat protein 8 (gene fbxl8). The transcript has 3 exons. Lineage: Eukaryota; Metazoa; Chordata; Amphibia; Anura; Pipidae. The record is from RefSeq and is a predicted model, not a curated record. The coding region runs from base 139 to 1260 and encodes 373 amino acids.